AUGACAAGACCCCAGAUGAUUCGGGCUGACACCAUCGACCUUCAAAGUCAAGAGUCUCCUUCUGCUAAGAAACACAAUACCCCUUCACCUUCGAAAUCAGCGUCGAACGCGAACGCGAACGGGUCACUCGCGCCGCAUCAGGCUGAGACCAUACGCGAAGUCGAAGAAGAUAGGGCUGGAGAGGAAGGCCGAAGUCCUAGAGCCUCGUGGCCCGAUGGUGACGAACGUACCGAUUUACAACAGUACGCCGCAGAUCUCGCGAACGGUAUUGCGAAUUCCUUGAAUGGCAACAAGAUGCAAUCCGAGGAUGCGCUCGCUAUCGCGCAAAAUGGAGGAACCACAGGCGCCAACUCCGACGACGGAGAUCUGGACGCCAGUGCCGACGACGACUUGGAUGAUGACAUGAUGGAUAAGAUUUCGAGUUCUCCUUCGAUUGAAGAUGGUGGGUGCUCCUCUCCGCCGCUUGUCUGGCCACAGCGCGUCGAUUCCUUGAAACCUAUAAUUCCACCACCCGAUUCCUCCUAUUCUCCGGUGCUCAGUGAGACGGAACCAUACCCAACUCCACAACAUUCCCACCAUCAGGCAAGCAAGGCUUCUGCUGAUGCGUCAAAUCGUCGUCAUCAUCUUCUUAGUGAAUGUACCGAAGCGGCCGACCGCGCAAGUCAUGGCAAGUAUCUUAACGACCUGUCGCUACCCGAACCUGGAUUAGACAUAGACAAUGGUAUCGACCGACCCGCUGUCUCUGGAGCGCAAUCAAAGACCUACGGUUUGUCUUUGCGUCAACAGUCACGCACCCGAGCCGUGGGACCCGAAUUAGAUGCGAAAGAACGCCAGAUCUCGCCAUACGACUUUUUAUCCCCCUAUAUUCCAUAUGAUGAUCCCGGAGUGGAUGAUGAUGAUGACGAUGACGAGACCCUCCUAACUACUGAUCCCAGAUUCAUUGAUAUUGGUUGGGGUGGUGAAUACUUACAAGACUUAGAGGACAUCGAUUUCGAAUUCGUUUACGCUCUUCAUACUUUCGUCGCUACCGUCGAAGGUCAAGCUAAUGCCACUAAGGGUGAUACCAUGGUAUUGCUUGACGAUAGUAAUAGUUACUGGUGGCUCGUCAGAGUGGUAAAGGAUAGCAGCAUAGGAUACUUACCAGCAGAGCACAUUGAGACCCCUACUGAAAGGCUGGCGCGUCUCAACAAGCACCGGAAUAUUGAUCUAUCGGCGACGAUGCUUGGCGAUCAAGCCGAGAAGGCCAAGAACCCUCUCAAGACGGCCAUGAAGAGAAGAAAGGCCAAAACUGUUGCAUUUGCGGCCCCAACUUAUGUCGACUACUCUGAUAUAGAUUACUCUACUGAGGAGGAGGAUGGCGAUGACGAAAAGAAGACCCAGAAGCAGGACUCGCAAAAGACCCAACAGCAACAGGAAAAGCAGGCAUCCUCUCAGCAAGUAACAGACGACGUUUCAGAUGAUGAUGAAUCCGCGAAGGUGGAACCGCUUAAGACUCGAGGUCCGCAGAAACAGGUUAAGGUGGAACCCUUAAAGAUCGAAGAAAGAGGUAGAUCAAGUUCGGUUACUUCAGGCGAAGUUCGUAGGGAUAGCAGUGAUAUUUUCGAUGCAAAGCCCGAGAGGGUCACGAGGAAUGGCACCGUCAGAAACACAGAUUCUUUCUUUAAGGACGAGACAAUUGAGACCAAGAAGAUUUCAUUGACUCCUGGUCUAUUACGGGACGACAACGAGGCGCGAGUCUCGAGCGACUCGAAAGACUCAUCGUUACGGCAACGGCCGAGCCUAGAAAAAGAUCUUGUUCCCGAUAAGCAGAAGGAUGAAAAGAAGAAAAAGGAAAAGAAGCCAAGCGCAAUCCGGAGUUUCUUUUCGAGGAAAGAUAGGAAAAAAUCCGUUGACGAAGACGAUGACUCGCUUGGUAAAAGGUCUCUGGAUGCCACUACUGAUACAGUAGAAAAGGAGGCGGAGGAUGCGCAUGCGGUUGAUGUGGAUUCGUCGCCCGAGAAAUCGGUGGCGCCAUUGCGCAAUCCAAGCAAGCUUCAGAAGAACCAGCCCAGGAACGAUCCCUCGCCAACGCGCAAGUCUUCUGUAACGUCGCAAAUAGGCACGGACCGUGGCCCUACGGCCCCGGAGGCUAGGAUUAAUAAUGUGUCAACCUUACCGCCGGCGACGCUGAGAAUGGUGGAAUCUGACCAGGCCGAGAGCCAAGAUCGACCAUCGCAAAAGAGGGAGAGGUCUAACUCGAAAUCUAUUCUUUCGAAGGAGAGUAAGCCGCCAAAGGUUACCAAGGCAAAGGCGCGGGUUGAGCUUGAUGACUUUGACUCCCCUGACGAGGAGGAAAUCCAACCAGAGCCGACCAGAGUUCCUCCCGAACCCAAACGGCAACCCUCCGAAGAGAAGCAGUUACAACCUGUUUUACCAGGAGCGUUUCCGGAUAGCUACAGUACCCAGACGUCUAUGUCUGAGCUCAGUGACCAAACUUCGAAGACUCAACGUCCUGUUACCGAAGAACGUUUAUCCGAAUCUCCUGUAGAAGUCUCACCGGUCGUGUCUUCUUCUAAUCCCCCUGCUCUCAUGGUCGACACAUCAAGCCAGGAAGACCGUUCUUCCCCUGUUUCGUCGCCAUCUCCAGAACUUGUAGAUAUUGAUGACCGAACUCAUGAGAAACAGGAUUCUGUGACAACAUCAACGUCGGCCACGACCACCUCGACUUGGAACGAUGCCAACCUCCGAGCCUUCUUCGACUCGGGGUCUGAUAUUCGAGACUUGUUAGUAAUAGUAUACGAUAAGAACGAUGUCGCACCCGCUGGUCCCGAUCAUCCUGUAGUAGGCACGUUGUUCCGAGAGCAGAACGCAAGGUUGGCCGAAAUUACGACACAACUGGAUAACAUGCUUGGGGACUGGUUAGCCCGGAAGCAACGACUCCGAGGCACGGUAUAA
Annulohypoxylon truncatum is the source of this 2934-nucleotide messenger RNA. RefSeq lists its product as uncharacterized. The transcript is spliced from 6 exons. The record is from RefSeq and is a predicted model, not a curated record. Gene Ontology annotation, biological process: establishment or maintenance of actin cytoskeleton polarity. NCBI's taxonomy places the organism in Eukaryota, Fungi, Ascomycota, Sordariomycetes, Xylariales, Hypoxylaceae. Gene Ontology annotation, cellular component: microtubule cytoskeleton; cell tip. Bases 1 to 2934 code for a protein of 977 amino acids. Gene Ontology annotation, molecular function: protein binding.